AUGUAUGUUAUAAGGCAUAGAUUAGACUCACUGGUAACAUUUAAGAGAUACUACAAUCCACCAGGAAAGAAAACAUGGAGUAAACAGCAUCCUAAAUUCAGAACUCCCAGGCCCCUAGUAGAUCCGUACAAUUUAGGUCGAUUACAUCCAGAAAAGGAAUGGUGGACCCUAGCAAAAAAGGGUCUAAGACCGGAAACGUUCAUGGGAUUCCCAGAUGUGGUAAAUAUUCCAAAGCACGGUGGAUCUUUAUACACCCAGCUAAUGGAUGGACCCACAUUAUCGAUGGUCGUAUAUCGCUGUAUUGAACAUGUUAUCGAUGAUAUUGAUAUAUGGAAAAAAUUGACUCUUCGGGCAAUGAGUAUAGCUAUUUCUUUGGACCCUUAUACUGUAUCUAUUUUGUUUUUGUACUUCUCUCUUAGUAACCAUUAUGAUUACAAAUUUGUUUCAACGUUUGUUGGAAGAAUACUAGCACUUCUUGAUCAAUUUUCACUCGAUGAAUGCGCUAAUGUUCUUCUGGCUAUGAAUAAUACAAAAUUCAAACAUCCCAGGUCAGCAAUAUGA
Molecule: messenger RNA, 561 nt
Organism: Theileria equi strain WA
Lineage: Eukaryota; Apicomplexa; Aconoidasida; Piroplasmida; Theileriidae
Exons: 3
Coding region: 1-561 (186 amino acids)
Source: RefSeq, a predicted model, not a curated record